This is a messenger RNA of Perca fluviatilis (European perch), 3656 nucleotides long. RefSeq names its product protein NLRC3-like. Lineage: Eukaryota; Metazoa; Chordata; Actinopteri; Perciformes; Percidae. The record is from RefSeq and is a predicted model, not a curated record. The transcript has 10 exons. Gene Ontology annotation, molecular function: protein binding.
UUUAUUGUAAAAAUAACCUUAUUAGGACAUUAACAUCUACAACAUGUGUGUAUGUUUGUGUGUGUGUCUGUUUGUGUUUGUGUGGGUGUGUGUCUGUGUGAGCGUGCAUGCAUGUGUGUGUUCAAAUGCCUUUUGUGAAGGAUAUCAUAAGGUCUUGAGGCAAUCUAAUGAAAAAUGCCAUAUUUAUGCUACAGGGAAUGUGUAAAUCUGUCAUUUUUGACCAAUAAUAAUAAGCAGUAAUAUUAUAAAUCAUCAUGUUGUUGUUUGUUAACAAUUACAAUAACUUAUAACUGAAGUUUAAUUUCCUGUUUAUCACUGCUGGUUGUUAUGAAGUGUUACUGCUCCUCUGAUCUCUGUUGUCAGUGUUUCUGGUUCUACAGGAUUCUUUCUGUCUUCUCUUCUGUACCCCGCCUCCUCCUCUUCCUCCUGAUGAAGCUGAAACAGGUUUGUUGUUUUGCUGUCAGAGACAAAGGUUUCAGUUGACACACGCAAUAAGAUGUCUUAGUGUCCCAGUCUUCCAGGUCGAGCUGCAGCAUGAGAAACCCUCCAAUCAGAGCAGUCAAGACCCGUCAGAGACCAGACCCUGCUGAACCUGAACCUGAACCCAGCUGUGUGUCCUUUAAGAGUGACCGGUCACAUCAAGGCCUCAUUAACUUUAAAGGAGAGCAACCUUCUGCUGAAAAGAGGAUCCAUCAAAGACCAGACUCUGCUGAACCUGAACCCAGCUGUGUGUCCUUCAAGAGAGAACGGCUCAAUGAUUUUAAAGGUCAACAACCCACUGCUGAAAAGAGAGUGGACCAGGAGAGAUCAGAGGUUCCCAGUGGAAGUCGUUCUGGAGUUUGUAAGCGUAAACUCAAAUCUAACCUAAACAAGAAGUUCCAUUGUGUGUUUGUGGGGAUUGCUAAAGCAGGAAACCCAACCCUUCUGAAUCAGAUGUUCACAGAGAUCUACAUCACAAAGGGAGGGACUGCAGAUGUCAAUGAUGAACAUGAGGUCAGACAGAUUGAAACUAGGAAACCAGACAGACCACAAACAACAAUCAAACAAGAAGACAUCUUUAAAACCCCACCUGGAAGAGUUGAACCAAUCAGAACAGUGAUGACAAAGGGAGUGGCUGGCAUCGGGAAAACAGUCUUAACACAGAAGUUCACUCUGGACUGGGCUGAAGACAAAGCCAACCAGGACAUCCAGUUCACAUUUCCAUUCACCUUCAGAGAGCUGAAUAUGCUGAAAGAGAAAAGGUUCAGCUUGGUGGAACUUGUUGAUUACUUCUUUAGUGAAACCAAAGAAGCAGGAAUCUGCAGGUUUGAAGAGUUCCCAGUUGUGUUCAUCUUUGACGGUCUGGAUGAGUGUCGACUUCCUCUGGACUUCCUCAACACUGAGAUCCUGACUGAUGUUACAGAGUCCACCUCAGUGGGUGUACUGCUGACAAACCUCAUCAGGGGGAAUCUGCUUCCCUCUGCUCAGCUCUGGAUAACCACACGACCUGCAGCAGCCAAUUAGAUCCCUCCUGAGUUUGUUGACAUGGUGACAGAGGUCAGAGGGUUCACUGACCCACAGAAGGAAGAGUACUUCAGGAAGAAAUUCAGAGAUGAGGAGCAGGCCAACAGAAUCAUCUCCCACAUCAAGACAUCACGAAGCCUCCACAUCAUGUGUCACAUCCCAGUCUUCUGCUGGAUCACUGCUACAGUUCUGGAGGCUGUGUUGAAGACCAGAGAGGGAGGAGAGCUGCCCAAGACCCUGACUGAGAUGUACAUCCACCUCCUGGUGGUUCAGUCCAAAAUGAAGAACAUCAAGUAUGAUGGAGGAGCUGAGACCGAUCCACACUGGAGUGAAGAGAACUGGAAGAUGAUUGAGUCUCUGGGAAAACUUGCUUUUGAGCAGCUGCAGAAAGGUAACCUGAUCUUCUAUGAAUCAGACCUGACAGAGUGUGGCAUCGAUAUCAGAGCAGCCUCAGUGUACUCAGGAGUGUUCACACAGAUCUUUAAAGAGGAGAGAGGACUGUACCAGGACAAGGUGUACUGCUUCAUCCAUCUGAGUGUUCAGGAGUUUCUGGCUGCUCUUCAUGUCCAUCUGACAUUCAUCAACUCUGGAUUCAACGUGCUGACAGAAGAACAAAUAACCUCCCGCUCCCGGUGGUCUGAAGUGUUCAGAGACAAAUCAACACGUUUCUACCACAGUGCUGUGGACAAGGCCUUACAGAGUCCAAAUGGACACCUGGACUUGUUUCUCCGCUUCCUCCUGGGUCUUUCACUGCAGACCAAUCAGACUCUCCUACGAGGUCUGAUGACGCCGACAGGAAGUAGCUCACAGACCAAUCAGAAAACAGUUGAGUACAUCAAGAAAACGAUCAGUGAGAAUCUCUCUGCAGAGAGAAGCAUCAAUCUGUUCCACUGUCUGAAUGAACUGAAUUAUCGUUCUCUAGUUGAGGAGAUCCAACAGGCCCUGAGAUCAGGAUGUCUCUCCACAAAUGAACUGUCUCCUGCUCAGUGGUCAGCUCUGGUCUUCAUCUUACUGUCAUCAGAGAAAGAUCUGGAUGUGUUUGACCUGAAGAAAUACUGUGCCUCAGAGGAGACUCUUCUGAAGCUGCUGCCAGUGGUCAAAGCCUCCAACAAAGCUUUACUGAGUGGCUGUAACCUGUCAGAGAGAAGCUGUGAAGCUCUGUCCUCAGUUCUCAGCUCUCAGUCCUCUAGUCUGAGAGAGCUGGACCUGAGUAACAACAACCUGCAGGAUUCAGGAGGGAAGCUGAUUUCUGUUGGACUGAAGAGUCCACACUGCACACUGGAGACUCUCAGUCUGUCAGGCUGUCUGAUCUCAGAGGAAGGGUGUUCUUCUCUGGUCUCAGCUCUGAGCUCCAACCCCUCUCAUCUGAGAGAGCUGGACCUGAGCUACAAUCAUCCAGGAGACUCGGGAGUGAAGCUACUGUCAGCGGGACUGAAGGAUCCUCUCUGGACAUUGGACACUCUCAGGGUGGAGCCUGCUGGAGUCAGAUGGUUGACACCAGGUUUGAGGAAGUAUUCCUAUGAACUCACACUCGACAAAAACACAGUGAACAGAAAACUCAAACUGUGUGACAACAACAGGAAGGUGACAUUUGUGAUGGAGGAUCAGCCAUAUCCUGAUCAUCCAGAGAGGUUUGACUGUCCUCAGCUGCUGUGUAUAGAUGGUCUGACUGGUCGCUGUUACUGGGAGGUUGAGGUGAGAGGAGUGGUUGUUAUAUCAGUGAGUUACAGAGGAAUCAAGAGGAGAGGAUACAGUGCUGACUGUUUGUUUGGAUGUAAUGAUCAGUCCUGGAGUUUGAUCUGCUCUAAUGGUCAUUACUCUGUCCGUCACAAUAACAGAGAAACAUCCAUCUCCUCCUCCUCUGUUUCUGGUAGAGUAGCAGUGUAUGUUGACUGUCCUACUGGCUCUCUGUCCUUCUACACAGUCUCCUCUGACUCACUGAUCAACCUCCACACCUUCAACACCACAUUCACUCAACCUCUUUACCCUGGGUUCUGGAUCUGGUCUCGUUCCUCAGUGUCUUUGUGUUCUGUGUAGGACGGAGAGUCUCCUCCUGUUUCUCACUGCUGAUCAGUUGAGUCUGUACAGGAUCACACUUACAGAAAUAUUUCAGGUUAUUGUUAUAAACCAGGGGUGUCAAACUCAACUUCCCA